AUGUUCAUGUUUCUGUACGUGUGUGUAUCAAACAGUCCAGUAUCCGGUGUACCGCCGCUGGUUCAAGCUCGCAACUCAAGGCGGAAACUCGCGAGGGCGGGCGAGGCUUUAGGGCUGGUGAGGGCGGGCGGCCGGCUCGAGCUACUCCGACCGACUGACGAAUACAGCCUACAGGAGACACGAGGCGGAUAUGACGAGGAUGAAUGA
Danaus chrysippus (African queen) is the source of this 207-nucleotide messenger RNA. The record is from the annotation of a GenBank genome assembly. Lineage: Eukaryota; Metazoa; Arthropoda; Insecta; Lepidoptera; Nymphalidae.